AUGGGUCCGCUUCUCGCGUCGCUGUCGGACAGCAGCCUUGCGAGUCGUCGCCCCAACGCGGCUGAUCAUGGUGAUCAUACCGCCCUCGCCGCCGCGUUCUCCGCUGCUCCUCAUCUCGCUCGCGCUGCUGCUGCUCUCGUCCGCGCACUUCCCCCUCCGCGCGCGCGCGCAGCAGUGCUCCGCCUCCGCACUUUGCGCCAACAACCUCUGCUGCAGCAAGUGGGGCUCCUGCGGCUCCACCCCCGAUUACUGCGGCUCUGGCUGCCUCUCCGGCCCAUGCGCGGGCAGCACCCCCGCCUCCCCCCUCCUCCGCGCAGCUCCCCGCCUCCCCCGCGCAGCUCUCCCCCGUCUCCGCCCGUGUCCACUAACAGGCAGUGCGGGGCAGCGAACGGAAACACUAUCUGCCCGAACGGUCUGUGCUGCAGCAAGUGGGGUUGGUGUGGCUCCUCACUUGAUUACUGCGGCCUCGCCUGCCUAUCCGGGCCCUGCGCGGGAAAUACCUCCGCCUCUUCCCCUCUCCCGUGCAGCUCCCCGCCUCCUCCGCGCAGCUCCCCCCCUCCCCCGCGCAGCUCCCCCCCGUCUCCGCCCGCGUCCGGUUCCCCUCCGCCUGUGUCUACUAACGGGCUGCAGCGCAUGGCGUAUUUUGUCAACUGGGCGGGCAUGAGCCCAUCUCUUAUCCCUGCUGCCUCGCUCACGCAUGUCUUCUACGCCUUUGCUUCCAUCGACGCCACCACAAACAAGGUAGUCCCAUCCGACCCAGCAGUAGACGUCACCCAGGGUCUCUAUUGGCGCUUCAACUCUUUCCUGAAAACCAACAACCCUGCCAUCAAGACCCUCCUCUCCAUUGGCGGCUAUUCCGCCGGCACAACUGUUUUCGUCAACGCCGCCUCUUCCCCGUCCUCCCGUUCCGCCUUCAUCCAAUCAGCGAUCGCCCUCGCCCGAUCGUACAAUUUCGACGGUCUGGAUCUCGACUGGGAGUACCCGGAGGGUUACGCCGCCCAGUUCUCCGCCCUGCUCACGGAUUUCCGGGCGGCGAUCGAAUCCGAAGCCGCUUCCUCUAGGAAACCCAAGCUCCUGCUUUCUGCAGCGGUUUCUGCCUAUGAGCCUACAAUCACUCGAUCGUAUGACGUCCCAACACUUAACAAAACACUGGAUUUUGUUAACAUAAUGACGUAUGAUCUGCACGGGUCGUGGGAGUCAAAGACAGGCAUGCACACUGCUCUGGAGGAUCUGAGCAACCCCCAGCUGAGCCUCAAGGGUGCCAUGGCUGCCUGGGUGUCCCGAGGCUUGGCCCGAAGCAAGGCCAUGCUAGGCUUGGCGAUGUAUGGCCGAACCUGGACUCUUGCCUCGACAAGCAGCACUGGGGUUGGAGCAGCGACCACUGGGCCUGGUCAGCCUGGUCCCAUCAGUCAGGAAUCCGGUGUCCUAUUUUACAGGGAAAUCGAUCAGUUGGUAACCACUGGAGGUUACACAGCUACAUUCCACGCCCCAUCAUCAUCCAUGUACGCAGUAAAGGGUAACCAGUGGGCUGGUUACGACAACCCUUCCACCAUCACCACCAAGGUCCAGUUUGCCAAGGCGCAAGGCUAUGGAGGGUGGUUCUUUUGGGAGCUGAGUCAGGAUGCCAACAAUGCUCUGCUCAAUGCUGCAGUAGCUGCAUGA
Closterium sp. Yama58-4 is the source of this 1662-nucleotide messenger RNA. NCBI's taxonomy places the organism in Eukaryota, Viridiplantae, Streptophyta, Zygnematophyceae, Desmidiales, Closteriaceae. The record is from the annotation of a GenBank genome assembly.